UUUUUUUUUUUGUUUACUAUAUAAAAUACAAACAAUAUGAGUGAAGACGAAGAACGAGAUACUAUUGGACCUUUACAAACCCCUCGUAUUGUCGAAAGUGGACGCUCGACUAAUAAAACAGGACACCGAUUAUCACUUCCGGAAACGACCAAUUUUGAUGAAAGCAGGAUACGUGAUAUGGGAAAUAUGUAUGCAGCAUACAAUAUGAUGGUUAGGACAGCUUCUCCAGUUGUCAAUGGUCAAAAUAGUGAACGACCUAUUCAUAUGGGCAAUCCUGGUGUAGUAGGUUUAUGGGGUUUUGCUGUUGUUACUAUACUAUUAGGUGUUUACAGAUUAUUUUUACCUUGGAAAUCUACCAAUAUAUUACUUCCUACUGCUUUGAUGUUUGGAGGUUUAGCUCAAUUGGUUGCAGGGUUUCUUGAUUUGUUUGUGGGUGGUACAUUUUCGGCAGCCAUUCUAAUAUCUUAUGGAGCGUUCUGGACUGGCAAUGGUAUCUUGAUGUUUCCUACUACAGAUGCGGCCUUGAAUACUUAUGUCAAUCAUGAUGAUUUGAUGCAAGCUCAUGCAAUUUAUGAUAUUAUAUGGGCUCUUUAUACAUUUAUGUUGACUCUAUUAUCACUACGAAUUAGAUCUGGUACAUUUAAUUUGACCUUUAAUUUAUUUUUUGUCUUUCUUGCCUUAUUAUUAUCUGGUAUUCAUUUUAUGGUCGACAUUGAAGCUAUUAUUCGAGCGAGUGGUGUAUGUGCUAUUUUGGCAGCUCUCGGCGCGUUUUAUAGUGGUAUAGCAGCUAUUCUUGAAGAACAAGGUCAACAUUGUUAUGUAGGACAUUACCCUUGGACUAGAAACAUUUAAUUAUACUUUCUUUAUAUCUGUUUAUCUAUCUAUCCAAUUCAUCUGUUAUUAAUAAAUCUGU
Molecule: messenger RNA, 913 nt
Organism: Halteromyces radiatus
Lineage: Eukaryota; Fungi; Mucoromycota; Mucoromycetes; Mucorales; Cunninghamellaceae
Product: GPR1/FUN34/yaaH family-domain-containing protein
Exons: 4
Coding region: 37-852 (271 amino acids)
Cellular component (GO): plasma membrane
Molecular function (GO): acetate transmembrane transporter activity
Source: RefSeq, a predicted model, not a curated record